Canariomyces notabilis is the source of this 2793-nucleotide messenger RNA. RefSeq lists its product as uncharacterized. Gene Ontology annotation, biological process: DNA-templated transcription; regulation of DNA-templated transcription. The transcript is spliced from 4 exons. The record is from RefSeq and is a predicted model, not a curated record. NCBI's taxonomy places the organism in Eukaryota, Fungi, Ascomycota, Sordariomycetes, Sordariales, Chaetomiaceae. Bases 1 to 2793 code for a protein of 930 amino acids. Gene Ontology annotation, molecular function: zinc ion binding; DNA binding; DNA-binding transcription factor activity, RNA polymerase II-specific.
AUGCCUCAAGCCCGCCCACCGAAACGACCCAGCGACGCCGGCGAUGUCGUGCCCGACGGGGGCUCGGCGCCCAAGGUGAAGCUUGCACGCCUUGAGCGCGGGCCUGAAGACUUUUCAAGCGUGGUUAAAAGCAAGCUGCAAUCAUAUACGCGUACAGGCCAGGCAUGCGAUCGAUGCAAGGUCCGAAAAAUUCGCUGCGAUGCGCUCCCCGAGGGUUGUUCACACUGCGCCAAUCAGAAUCUCGAAUGCUACGUGACGGAUCGCGUCACGGGACGUACGGAGCGACGCGGAUACUUGCAACAGCUCGAACGCGAGAAGGGUGCUAUGUUGGUGCAUAUUCGUGAGCUCGAGCAGCUGCUCAGGAAUAAUGGGGUUGAGGUAAGGCCCUGGCAGUGGCCCGGAUACAACACCACCUACCCUCCCGGCUCCUCCUUCGACGCCCUGGGGAACCCCGUCCAAGACCCAUCGUCGAAGGAUCAAUGGCAUCAGGUCGGCCUAGUGUGGGUCAAGAACAACGGCCGGCAAAAGACCCCGGCACACUCAUCUGACUACAACCCGUGGGCGCUUGAAACCAGGCCUGCGGACAGUUAUCUCGGCGUGUCUUCGGAUAGCGCGCCUCUCAGUUCUAUCAAGGGGACUACGCUGUCGAUUCUUGGGACCACCAUUGAUAUAACGUCAUUUGAUGCUCCGGAUAUGGAGGAGCCUCCGCCGGGAACGCCCAUUGGCUCGCCGCUGUACAACAAAUCCGUCAUGGCCUUCUUGCAGUCCACGCUGAACGUUAAUCCGGCUAUGGGCAAUGUUGAACUGCCUUCAAGACUAGAUGCCUUUACAUACGCUGAAUGGUACUUUCUGAUGAUAUCCCCUUUUCUCCCAGUCCUCCACAAGCCUUCCUUUGACCAACUUUUGACGCGCAUCUACGACGAUCCAACCUUCAAACCGUCCGUACCAGAGUUGGUAAUUGUCCAUAUGGUCUUUGCUACGAUCUACUUCCAGUAUGGCAUCAGAAAUCGCGAGGAACCAGAAAAGCACGCGCAGCUCAAUGAGCUGUCAAACAAGCACUACCACUGGAGCUUGAGCAAAUUUUUCGACUUGGCCAUCUCGCAAACCGUGACUUCAGUCCAGGCCCUGGCCAUGAUCGUCUCACACACACGCAAUUUCCCCAAACCUGGCUGUUCAUCAACCAUCGCCAACUAUGCGUUGAUGAAGGCCAUCGAGCUGAACCUGCACAGGGCCGUUAAAAUACCUGGAGGCGGGACAAAUCUGGAAAACGAGGUACGCAAAAGAGUAUGGUGGGCCAUACUGGGCGUCAUGGUCACCCUGAAUGGCCGCCUCGGUAGGCCGAUGCCGAUCUCUGUUGAGGAGUUCGAUACCGAGUUCCCGAUUGCCAUCAGGGACGAGCUUCUGGGAGAGGAUGGCGUCCUAGACAGUUCUCAGAUUGGCCAUUGCAAUUAUCAAGUGGGCCUGAUGGGAUUCAAAGCGGUGCCCUUGUACAUGGAGAUGUACUCCAAGAUUUACAGCGUGCGGCGGGACCCCAGCAAGUACACUCAGGUGGUUCGGAAACUGGAAGCGGAGAUGCAGAAUCUGUUGGACAAUAUGCCCGACGAGCUCAAGGUGGAAAAGUGCCAGCCGGGGAGCCAGAUCUUUGCUCUGUACACGCAAGCCUUCUGUCUCGAGUUCACAUUAUGCCUGAGACACCCUUCGGUUUGCAUGACUGAUGACGCCAAGUUCUGCGCUGAGAAUACGAGGAUUAGUGAGGAAACGGCGAGGAAGCUUCUGAAAGUGGUUGCAUCACUGCUGAAGAUGAAGUCAUUGGACACAACAUGGUACCAAUUGGCAGUGUAUGUUGCCGCCAUCUUCACGUCACUCGUGGCACACUGGCAAAGACGAUACGAUACCACGGCAUUCGAGAUUGCCACGCUGCGCGAAGAAAUGGGCGUGUGGCUGAGCAUCAUUGGGGAAAUUGGGCGUCUCCUCGGCACGGGCAACAGGCUUGCAGCCGAGAUCAGCGCGAUUAUUGAACGAACCAUUAGCUGGAUUGAGCAAGACAUGGGCCGUAAGCCUGGCUCUCAACCUGGCCAGACAUCUGACGAUAAGCGCCCGUCACCAUCGUAUCAGCAAUCGUCCGUCAAACCCGAGCCGCAGCCAAGUAACACUCUUGUAUCCAGCGGCAUGGGUUCGGCCGCUAGCGAACAACGCAACACUGGCACUGCCAACGGCAACAGCUUCUACGAGUCUGGGGGAGCUGCUACCGCGACGCCAUAUCCAGCGAUGGGAUAUAGCGAUCAGGCAACUGGGCGCCUCAGCGCGCAUGGACAUCAAAACGGGAAUGGAAUGAGUGCCAGCAACGCGUGCGACUCCUCUGGCGACUCGCAGUAUCUUUAUACUGCGGCAUCAGCCGUGACGGCAGCGACGGCACCGAACGUCACAACGGCGGGCGAGCAAGCGGCUUCGGCGCAGAAUCCUCUUGUAGCUUUCGCCUCACAAGCAACGCAACACGUCACCGGACAGGGGCAAGAUCACUGGCCGUCGCAGCCUCACCUCAUGGCACACAAUCCCGGGUCUGCAAACCCAUGGCAUGACUGGACAGCUGCGAUUGCCGACAGUCAGGACCGAUACAGCGCCAAUGCUCUCCUCACUCUGGGUUCGGGGCGGCCCGGAGCCGUCGGUGCCGGGGGAGUAGUCGACCAUAUCGGUCAGGGGGAAAGCAUGGGCGUUGGAAAUGUGGGUAACUCGCACUCGGGACAGUGGCCGCUCUUGUUGUUCGACGGGAGUGGCGCUGUGAGCGGUGCCUAA